AUGGCUUCUUCCGAUGCCCCAACGUUCGUGGGAGGAGUAAGGACAGCGGGCGCAGCCGGUGGGUCCAACACGUCAAAGAAAGCGCCGGCCACGGGGAGAAGUAGAAUCAUGGGCGGCUUCAGUGCACCCCCAGGGGCGUCGUCUUCCCCACCUGGGUUUCUCGGAGGGGGCGGAAUCGGAGUCGGUGCAGCGGGUGUAUCCAAGGGAAAGAGAGCGCCUACUACGGGGAGUAAAAUCCUGGGCGGCUUAGUAGGCGGAAGCGGAUUUGGUGCAGGCGGUGUAUCCAAAUCAAGGAAGGCGCCCGCCGCCGGGCGAAGCACAAUUAUGGGCGGCUUCGGUGACCCGCCCCCUGAGGCAUCUUCUUCCCCACCUGCGUUCGUUGGAGGAGGUGGAAGCGGAGGUGGUGCAGGAGUUGCGUCCAAAUCGAAGAAGGCGGCUAGCACCGGGCGAAGCAGAAUUAUGGGCGGUUUCGGUAACCCACCCCCUGAGGUAUCUUCUUCCCCACCUGCGUUUGCUGGAGGAGGCGGAAGCGGUGCUGCUUCGGGCCUGGACGCUGUUGAUGCUGCUGCCAAGGCUCGUAGAGCCCAAAGAUUUGCCGGUGAAGGCGGGGGCAGGAGUGGCGUCGGCGGGGGUGGUAGUACCAAGGGUGGUGGCGUCAAUAGCAGUAGCGGGGCUGGGAGCAGCGGCGGCGGAGGAUCUGCUGAAGACGUCCAGAGAGGGAGCCACCUGGAUGAUGCAAAGAUUAAGCAGGGGACAGUGGAGGCGAUGUGCCCGCCCGAGGAGAUGUCGCGCCGCGUGCCCGGGGACCUUCACAUUCUCGAAAAGGAGCACCCGGAUUUCUUCAUGCCCGACCAGGGGGACGGCGGGCCGCCUAGGCUCUGGUUCCACGACGAUCUCGUGGUGAAGAGGCACCAGCGCGCGGCGGCGGGGAUGGACAUCAGCAAGCCGGAGCUGCUGCGCACGCCGCUCUGGCUGGCGCGCACGGUGGACCACCUCGUCAUGAAUUGCGUGGACAAGGGGCCUCACGGCGGAGGGGACCCGGGAUUGGUCUGGGACGACCCCCGAAUCCAGGAGUACAUAGCCAAGUUUCGGGCGAACAACCCGUCGCGGGCAGACUCUGCGGAGGAAGAGACUGAACACGAUCUGUACAAUUUCGUGUGGGACCGGUUCCGGAUGGUCAGAUCUGACUACAACAUGCAGGGCUAUAACCCUGUGGUUGGACUCGUGUCCGAGGCUAGCAUCGUGGCACAUGAGCGUAUGGCAAGAUGGUACAUUCUGAUGGCCAAUCGCAUGGAGAAGAACAGCAUGCAGACCCACCGCUUCAACCUCAAGUCCAUCGUCGAAACCCUGAAGAAGCUGUACGAGUUCUACACCAUUCGCGUCUCUCGCGGAGAGGUCAGCGGAGGUCUCGCCAGCCCCAACGAGCCAGAGAUCAUGGCGUACUACCUGCUGACGGUGCUCGAGCAAGACGGUGGUAUUGAGGUGCAGCGCUUGGUCAAGGACCUGGUCAGGAGACGGCGCGAGGAGGUGCUCGAUUCUCCGGAGAUCAAAGGGGCCCUGAAGGUCGUGCGAGCGUGGCAUGCCGGGGACUACGUCACGUUCUUCCGGGCGUUUCGGCAGCAGGGGGUGAUGCACCGGUGCCUCAUGUCCCAGUAUGUCAAGCCUAUGCGCGAUACGGCGAUCAAAACGAUUGCCCAGUCGUUCGCCGACUUCUCCACUUCGGAGCUGAUGCGACUGCUGUGCUUUGAGAGCGAAGACCAGGCCGUCGACUUUCUGAUGGUGUACAGCUUGAAGGUGUCACGUGCUGGUCAGAUUUCCCUUUCCGUACGUCCUCUCUCUUACUCGGUCGACCUUCGCCUGGCGAAAACUGUCGAUAUUUUCCGGGGGUGCCAUCAGGUGCACCUUAGGACGAGGGACCAAAAUGGCAGGUGGACGAUGGCUUUCAAGCACCCGGUGGCUAUGCCAGAUCCUCCGCCGUUGCAGGACCUCGUGGAGCCCAAGCCCUGGCGCCUUGCGUCCGAGUGGGUGUGCAAGGAUGACUACGAGCCAUCAGCGGACAAGUCUCACGACGUCACCGCUGCUCCCCGCCAGCAGCAGCAGCAGCAGCAGCAGUCGGAUGGCGCGAAAGAAGCAGCCGCCUUGACAAGGGCCACGUCAUCCUCGUCCACUGGGUCUGCCAGCGGGCGAGGAGGAGGAAGCCUGAGAUCAAUGGUUGCUGGGAAAGUGGCAGUGCCGCGGCGCCCGUCGAAAUCUCAAACCAGUCCUUCGCCAGCAAACGUUUCUUCUAGCGGCAACACGGGAGUGCUUUCCGGGGGUGGCGACAGGGAUGCUCCCAGCACUGGCUCAGGUGCCGGAAAGGCUGCAGCGAGUGCUUUCCCGCCGUUUGGGUCACUCGGUGCGAAGGACACAGAAGCUUCUUCGAACAAGCCCUUUUCGGGCCAGCCACCCACCACGACGCCGCAGGGCGCUUCUGUCUCUUCACUGGCGACGUCCUCUCCCGCAGCACCGCUCGUCGCGCGUGGUGGUUUCGUGUUCGCGCCGCAUAGACCCGCGCCGUCCUCGAAGUCUAAAGCACAGGAUGCUCCGGUAGGCAAAGGACCGAGUUUGGGUACGCCGACGCCGCCGUUGGCAUUCCCACCGCUUGCUAGUACCAUCGGUGCAGAGUUUGGCAGUGUGGCUGGAGCCUCGUCGACGGUGGCUACGGGAAAAGGCGCCAGUCUCCCAUCUGAUUCGGCGGGGGGCGCGCCGGGUGGCCAGGGCCCGGGCGCGGGCGUUGCGACGGAAGGGUCGGUUGCGGCUUCGAUCGCGCCCGAUUCCACCUUCGCCCCUGCCCCCGCUCCAACCCCUCCGCAAGCCGGCGGCUCAACACCCGCGGCUGUAGCUGCAGCGGCGCCUGUCAAACGUAGAAAAUCGCCUGUCUCGCCUCCGAGCCGGUUGGUCGAAGACGGUGCCUCGACGGGGGACGGGCUUAACGUCCCGCACCCGGCGUCUCGUGACCAGGCGAAGAGAGAUCGGAAGACGCCCACAAACACCACAGCCGCUGGCGCCUCACCAGCGGAGGGCGCAGCGGCAAACGCCGCUUUGGCGGCUGCCCAGCAGGCGGCGCGGGAGGACGCAAAGCGGGCGAUGGAUGAUCGGCAGCGGCGACAGAAAGCGGAGGCGGAGGAAGCGAGACGAAAGGAACUGGCCGCUGCGAGACAAAGGGCGGCGCAAGCAGCAGCGGCGGCAGCGGAUGAAGCGAAGCGGGUGCGUGAUGCCGAAAGCCACGCGGAGCGUGCGCUGGCGGCGGGGAGACUUGUUCCGUCGGAUGUGGUCCAUGAGCUGCCGGACGGCCCGCUGCGACGGUCAGCCUUAGAACACCGGAAAAAGUCGGGAUUACGCCUUGCUCAGCUGGAAACCGCCGUCUUGCGCCGUAGGCGGUCUGCGGCCUGGGGAGUGUGGUUAGAGGAGACGACAUCUUGGGUGGAAGAACAGCAUUUGAUGGAGCUCCACAACCGACGCUUCGAAGAGCGAAGUGCCCUCACCGAGAAGGCUUCCAUCCUCAGAAAAACCAACAAGCGUCGCUCCCUGUCCUUCAACGAUAAGGGCAGUGGCGUACUAGGCGAGGUAAAGGCCGGGGCGGCGACAACAGCAGCAGCGGAUACGGAAGCGAAGCGACACGGCGUGUCCCGAAGCUGGGAGCUUCGCAAGCCCCGACCGCUUGACGUUGCCGCCGUCGUGUCGCCAGCGGUCGCCAAGAACCAGGGAGAAGAAACCGAGGAAGCGUUCAGAGCGGUGGGACUGACGACGGUUCGGAGGCCUGGCACCAAGGCCAGGGAGCGGAGCAGCUCUCCCGACAACUCCUUGCUGCUACCGGCCGGAGGGUUGUCCCCCGCUCCGCCCCACUUGUUCUGGAAGGCGGUGGUGGUAGCACCAUCUCAUACGAGAGGGAACGUAGGGGGGUGGCUCGAGGCCAAGUUCGGCGGAAGCGCGGCAGGUGGUGGCGCGGCGGGGAUAUCGGCGUACCGACGGGAGCUGGUGUCUCACGGGUUGUUCCCCAAGCUGGAUGAGGGGGUGAUGUCAGGCGCCGAGGACCAAGAGGAAAGUUCGUGCGGGAGUUCGGGUACCUCGAAGCUCAUCUUCCGGGAGCUAAGGGAGUUGCGGAUGACCACGCCGGCUCGAUGCGAGAAGAGCAGCGCGCCUCCCCAGUGGAUUCACCUUUGCGUGCAGCGCGUUAGCGUCCACAAGGGGUGCCGCCUUGAGCCCUCGUCGCAAUUGUCGGAGAAGCUAAAGGCAGCGAGCGUGGUGGUCUUCGCGGCAACACCGAGGGACCAAGACCGCUUUUUCUGGUCACCGUUGCACCCAAAGCCGGACUGGUCCCAGGCCAAAGCAGAGCUUCGACUCGCGCUCGAGUCGGCGUCGCCGCGCGUUGGCGGUACAGCAAGCAUCGGAGUGCCAGUUCUGGUCGUUAUCCCGGUGAAGGACUCGGCCUUGCAACGAGACGCCAGUUGCGCUGACCCGACCGCUUUCGAUCGCACACGCGAGAGAAUUCUGGAGGAUGCGUGGGAAGGGCUGGGGCUGCGAGAGGUGGCUCAGUACGGCUGCAGCUUCCGGGUGGCGCUAGUAGGGCUGCACGAGUUCGAGAGCAGGUCGAAGGCGGCUGCAGCUAGGGGAGCGGAUGUGGUGUUUGCGGGCAGUCUGGAGGACGCUUGCUCGGAGGACGUUGCAGGGAAGCUGGCGGAACUUGCAGAACGGGCCCCUAGGCAUCCUUUGGUGGCCACCCGCUGCCUUCAAGAACUGCUCAAUACUGCCGUGUCCCGGGCGACUGCGGACGACCGCUACGCCGACGCCGUCGGCCUCACUCUGCCUUCGUCCCGCUACGAAGACCCCCCAUUGGGCUGUGUCGUCGAGGCAGCGAAUCGCGCGACAGAGCACGUGUGCCACCUGCUCGUACGCAGGAGCAGCGCCUGGCCGAUUGCAGAGUUUGCCGCGACGGCGGCUGUCAUGGACGGGCGCCAACGGAGAGAGAUAGUGUAUGUUCCAGGAGCGGCGCGGGCCGCUGGGGGAGAAAUCGCCGGGUCGCCUCUUGACGCACCUGACAGCGCCACCCACGGUGAGCCCAGCGACGCGGGUAGGUUAAAAACAGCCUUGGAAGCCUCGGGCGCACUGCCUCUCGACUGGGAAACGGUGCUGCCAUCGUUCGGUAUGCCGAGCCGCACGAACCCUGGCUUUGCCGGAGGGGCGGACGUCGUUUUGCGAGCCGCUUUUCUGCCCACCAUCCCUCCGAAGCUCGCGGAGGCGUUCAGUCCGGAAGCCUUGGCGGGGCGGGAAGGCGCGCGUCCCCUGGGACCGGAGGUGGCGUGGGACCGGGUGGAGGAGCUAGAGAAGUAUCUCGGGAGUGGGUUGAUGGCGCAGGAGUUGCGCUUUCGACUUGCGGAAGCAUUGUCAGGUGGAGUCAUGAUGAAGGGUCCCCCCCCGCCCUGGCGUACGCUGGUGCGGGAUGCGAUCACGAGGAGAGUGGUGCUGGCGAGAUCCGGGGAGGGCGCGGGAAGGCGCCCCCUUGUUGUUCACUUCAUCGCAUCUUUCGGCCAGGAUCGCUUGGAGGGAGAAACGGACCGUGGUGCGGUACCGAGGUUGCUGGAGGCUGAGAUUUUCGGAGGGCCAUCGCUUGGGUCGAACGCGGUGACGGCGAGCGAAGAGCGGGUGUUGGCCCCUUCUCGCGACCCGACAGGCAACACGGAAAUCGUCGGAGCGCGGGCCUCGGCCACGCUCAAGCGCACGGCGCCGCUCCUCCUUGAUUACAGACCGGACGGCGCCAAGCACCGUAGGACGAGCUCAUGCUCGACUCCGAACGGGAGUGACAGGAAUUCCUCUCACCGUCGCUUAUUCGGCAGCAGCAGCAGCAGCCGGAGCACGACGCUCAAGUUCGAUGACGGCGACGACGUUGACCGGCUGCUGAGCGAGGGAUUUGAGGGUAUCGCUCUCGAGACGGAGGAGAUCAAGACAUCGCGAGAACUCGCCGCCUCGUUCGCUGCCGCUGACCGGGACCUGGACACCGCGUUUCUGGCGUCAAUCGGUGUUUCAUUGGCUGGAUCAGGUGGCGGUGGCAGAGGUGGUGGCGAACUCCCGUCAUUUGAUCUCAACCGGGUGACCGCACUUCCUCGCGGCUUAGCAAAACAAGAAAAGGCAAGAAUGGACGCCGAAAAGCAAGCAUACGAGGCUAGACAGCGCCAGGCCGCAGCGACUCUCUCAGCCGCCGAUUACAGGUGUUGGGAGAUUCGGGAAGAGAUGGGCGGGUACCGGAUCCAGGAAGAGAACAUACGGGCGCAGAUUCUCGACGGAGAUCCCUUGGUGCCGCUGUACGACGAAUCAGGCGGUGGCGUAGAUCGGGGAGGAUUGGGGGCUUCGCCUUUUUAGUUGUGUGUCACCGUUUACCUUGAUGUUAUUGAGACGGGCGAUUCGAUGGGCACCGAGUAUGGCGAGCCUGUUUCCAUGCCCUCUGACAGAGAUGCUGGUUAGUGUUCAAGAUAAUUUCGUGUAAAGAGGCUUGUUGCGGGCAGUUUCGAGCUAG
Ectocarpus sp. CCAP 1310/34 is the source of this 6550-nucleotide messenger RNA. The record is from the annotation of a GenBank genome assembly. NCBI's taxonomy places the organism in Eukaryota, Phaeophyceae, Ectocarpales, Ectocarpaceae.